Molecule: messenger RNA, 1700 nt
Organism: Ochlerotatus camptorhynchus
Lineage: Eukaryota; Metazoa; Arthropoda; Insecta; Diptera; Culicidae
Product: probable cytochrome P450 305a1
Exons: 3
Coding region: 22-1515 (497 amino acids)
Biological process (GO): xenobiotic metabolic process
Cellular component (GO): cytoplasm; intracellular membrane-bounded organelle
Molecular function (GO): oxidoreductase activity, acting on paired donors, with incorporation or reduction of molecular oxygen, reduced flavin or flavoprotein as one donor, and incorporation of one atom of oxygen; iron ion binding; heme binding
Source: RefSeq, a predicted model, not a curated record
AGAUUGUGUGAGACGCUCAUCAUGAUCGUCAUAGUACUGAUCAGUUUCCUGAUAAUCGCUUUCAUUGUUUGGUUGCUGCAGGAGCUCCGAAGGCCACCAAACUAUCCACCAGGUCCCCAAUGGCUACCUUUCAUCGGCAACACCCCGUUCAUUCGCAAAAUGGCACGAUCCAGUGGAGGGCAACAUUUGGCUUUCGAAGCCCUCUCCAAGCAGUACAACAGUCCGGUUUUAGGUCUCAAGCUGGGACGGGAAUACGUUGUGGUGGCCCUACAAUAUCCCGCCGUUCGGGAAGUCCACGCCAAGGAAGAGUUCGAUGGAAGACCCGAUAAUUUCUUUCUCCGGCUGAGGACCAUGGGCACCAGACUGGGAGUGACGUGCACUGAUGGACCAUUUUGGGCAGAGCAUAGAAAUUUCGUCGUACGUCACCUGCGGCAAGCCGGAUACGGAAGGCAACCAAUGCAGGUGCAGAUACAAAACGAACUUAACGAACUCACCGGAAUCAUACGUGACUUGAAAGGAGAACCAGUUUGGCCGGGUCAAAUUCUUCCGACGAGCGUAAUCAACGUGCUGUGGACUUUUACCACGGGAUCAAGAAUUCAAAGAGACGAUCCACGGCUUACACGAUUGCUAAAACUGCUGCAAGAUAGAUCCAAGGCGUUUGACAUGUCCGGAGGUGUGCUAAGUCAGUUACCUUGGCUUCGUCAUGUAGCUCCCGAAUGGACUGGGUAUAAUCUGUUGAAGCGAUUCAAUCAAGAACUGAACGAAUUUUUUAUGAUAACUAUCAAGAAGCAUCAUCAAGAAUACAGCGAAGAUAAAUGUUCGGAUGAUCUGAUUUACGCCUUCAUCAAGGAAAUUAAAGAUCGCAUUGAUGAUCCUAGUUCUACUUUUAAUGAUAUUCAAUUGACGAUGAUUAUAUUGGAUAUCUUCAUCGCUGGAUCCCAGACAACCAGUAUUACCAUCGACUUAGCGUUCAUGAUAUUGACCAUGAAGAUCGAUAUUCAGAGGAAGAUCCACGAAGAAAUUGACACCCAUAUGCGGCAGGACGAACUUCCUCAGCAAAACGAUCGAACCAGCUUACCCUACACAGAAGCCUUCUUGCUUGAAGUUCAGAGAUUCUUCCACAUCGUUCCAAUCAGCGGUCCCAGAAGAGCGCUAACCGAUUGCACUUUGGGAGGCUACCGAAUACCGAAGAAUACCACCAUCCUUAUGGGACUGAGAACUGUUCACAUGGACCCGGAGCAUUGGGGUGAUCCGGAAAACUUCAGACCCGAACGGUUCCUCAGCCCGGAUAAUAAGAUAAUCAACACUGAGCGGUUGAUUCCGUUCGGCUUGGGAAGAAGACGAUGUCUCGGUGAAUCACUUGCACGAGCAUGUAUGUUUACGUUUCUCGUUGGAAUUCUACAGAAAUUCAGCAUUCACAAAGCGGAUAAUUGUUCCGAUGAAGCAAGCCUUAAAUUACUUCCAGGAAUAACACUUUCACCAAAGCCGUACAAAGUUGUGUUCGAACCGAGAUAAACAUGUGAGGAUCUUUCCUCCGAUUAUACUGCCACCUACUUAUCAAAACCAAUAUAUACGCAUGAGUAGAAGCAGCAACAGCAGCAGCGACUUCAAUGCAUAGAUAGUGACGAACCCUUGAUUCUAAAUCGUCCUUGAAUAUAUGCCAUAGCCGUAUUUUAGUUCUGUAGUUUGAUGGGUUCUUC